AUGGAGCCGCCGUUGCCGGAGAACUGCUGCAGUGUUAAAGUUUCUGUGCACAUACGCCCGCUUGUCGACGACGAACGCGCUCAGGGUUGCAAAGAAUGCGUGGCCGUCACGCCCCGUAAACCCCAGGUGCAAAUUGGCGCGCACUCGUUCACGUUUGACCACGUGUACGGCAACGCGGGGGGGUCGCCGCCGGGGAUCAUGUUUGAGGAAUGCGUGGCGCCUCUGGUUGAGGGGUUGUUCCAGGGGUAUAAUGGAACAGUGCUUGCAUAUGGUCAGACUGGAUCGGGGAAAACGUAUACGAUGGGGACGGGCUUCAAGGAGGGUUGCCAGAGUGGGGUGAUACCUCAGGUCAUGGAUGCUUUGUUUACUAAGAUUGAGAUGUUGAAGCAUCAAAGCGAGUUUCAGUUGCAUGUCUCCUUCAUUGAGAUUUUGAAGGAAGAGGUGAGAGACCUGCUGGAUUCGGAAUCUUUGUGCAAAUCAAUAGCUACCAAUGGAAAAGUCUCGGUUCCUGGAAGGCCUCCAAUUCAAAUUCGGGAAUCAUCUAAUGGAGUUAUAACACUGGCCGGGACGACUGAAGUGGCUGUCAGUACAUUGCAAGAAAUGGCUACUUGUCUGGAGCAAGGAUCAUUAAGUAGGGCGACAGGAAGUACAAACAUGAAUAACCAGUCUAGUCGGUCGCAUGCCAUAUUCACCAUCACAUUAGAACAGAUGCGCAAAGUCCAUUCAGUUUCUCCUCUUGAUGACAAUCCAGAUGAGGAUAUGGGUGAAGAAUAUUUCUGUGCAAAGCUUCACCUGGUAGAUCUGGCUGGUUCUGAACGAGCAAAGCGUACCGGUUCUGAUGGUCUUCGUUUGAAAGAGGGUAUUCACAUUAACAAGGGGCUUCUUGCACUUGGUAACGUUAUCAGUGCGCUUGGAGAUGAGAAAAAGCGAAAAGAAGGUGUGCAUGUUCCCUACCGAGACAGUAAACUGACCAGACUCUUACAGGAUUCACUUGGUGGAAACAGCAAGACAGUUAUGAUAGCUUGCAUCAGUCCUGCAGAUAUCAAUGCCGAGGAAACUCUCAACACUCUUAAAUAUGCAAAUCGUGCUCGUAACAUUCAAAAUAAACCUGUUGUUAAUAGAGACCUCAUAUCAAGCGAGAUGCAACAGUUACGCCAGCAACUAAAGUACUUGCAAGCUGAACUUUGUGCACGUGAGAGUGGAUCUCUGUCUGAUGAGGUGCAGCUUCUAAAGGAAAAGAUCACUUGGCUUGAGGCUACCAACAAGGAUCUUUCUGAGGAACUACAUGAAUACCGCAGCAGACGUGCUAUUGUACAGCAUUACGAAUUCGAUACCCCAGAUGGCUCUUCCUUCGCAAAUAGUGAUGGGCUUAAGAGGAACUUUCAGAGCAUGGAUUCGUAUGAUUAUUCAAUGGAUGAAACUAUAACAGGUGGAAGUUCUGGGGAGAUUGAUGAAGCAGCGAAAGAGUGGGAGCAUGCCCUUAAGCAGAGUACCAUGGAUAAAGAACUGAAUGAGCUAAACAAACGUUUGGAGCAAAAAGAGUCUGAGAUGAAAUUAUUUGGAGGGGUCGGGACUGAGGCUUUGAAGCAUCACUUUAGAAAGAAAAUCAUGGAACUUGAGGAAGAGAAAAGAAUUGUACAGGCAGAGCGGGACCACUUGUUGGCUGAAAUUGAGAAUCUUGCGGCUAAUUCUGAUGAGAAAACUCAGAAAGCACAAGAUGGUCAUACUCAGAAUUUGAAAUCUCUUGAGGCACAGAUUCUACAGCUUAAGAAGAAACAAGAAAGCCAGGUUGAGCUCUUAAAGCAAAAACAAAGAAGUGACGAAGCAGCAAAGAGGUUGCAAGCUGAAAUCCAGUAUAUCAAGGGUCAGAAGGUUAAGUUGCAGCAUAAGAUAAAACAAGAAGCUGAACAAUUUCGAUUGUGGAAGGCUUCUCGGGAGAAGGAAUUGCUGCAGCUGAGGAAGGAAGGAAGGAGAAAUGAGUAUGAGCGACAUAAACUUGAAGAAUUGCAUCAACGCCAGAAAAUGGUGGUUCAAAGAAAGACAGAAGAGGCAGCAAUGGCUACCAAAAGACUGAAGGAGUUGUUGGAAGCUCGCAAGUUUUCAGCCCGUGAGAAUGUUAAUCCAAAUGGACAUGUGCCUUCUGGACUGGGCAAUGAGAAAUCCUUACAAAAGUGGCUGCAUCAUGAGCUAGAAGUCAUGGUGAAAGUGCAUGAGGUUCGCAUUCAACAUGAAAAGCAAAGACAACAUCAAGCUGCACUAGCAGAAGAAUUAACUUUUUUGAAACAAGUGGAUUCAAUGUCUCCAAAUGGGCAUACUACACAGAAAGGAAUGAAAGGACAUUCUAGAUUCUUGAUGUCACCAAACGCAAGAAUGGCACGAAUAGCUUCUCUGGAGAACAUGUUAAGCAUGUCUUCAAAUGGGCUUAUGGCAAUGGCUUCGCAACUUUCAGAGGCAGGAGAGAGGGAGCGAACUUCGAUUGGACGUGGACAUUGGAAUCAGAUACGCUCAAUGGGAGAAGCAAAAUCCCUGCUUCAAUAUAUGUUCAAUGCUGCUGCAGAAGCAAGGUGCCAAUUGUGGGAAAAAGAUAUGGAAAUCAAGGACAUGAAAGAUCAGCUUAACGAUCUUGUUACUCUGUUACGUCAGAGUGAGGCCCAGAAGAAAGAACUUGUGGAGCAAAAGAUAAGGGAACAAGCUGUUGCCAUUGCCUUAGCUACACCACCUUCGGGAAGGACACGCAGUUCAAAUAAGCACCGUGUAGAUGACACAACUGGUCCUCUAUCCCCAAGAUCUCUUCCAGCUCCAAAGCAACUAAAAUUCUCACCUGGGAUUGCUAAUGGAUCUGUUAAAGAAGCAGCAGCAUUUUUGAACCAGACACGAAAGAUGGUGCCAGUUGGACAGCUGUCAAUGAGGAAAGUGGCAGCUGUUGGGCAAUCUGGAAAGUUGUGGAGAUGGAAGAGGAGUCAUCAUCAGUGGUUGCUUCAGUUCAAAUGGAAAUGGCAGAAACCCUGGAAGCUCUCAGAAUGGAUAAAACACAGUGAUGAGACAAUCAUGAGGUCAAGGACUCGGACUCUUGUCGAUAUGGUAUGA
Molecule: messenger RNA, 3087 nt
Organism: Turnera subulata
Lineage: Eukaryota; Viridiplantae; Streptophyta; Magnoliopsida; Malpighiales; Passifloraceae
Source: the annotation of a GenBank genome assembly